Molecule: messenger RNA, 1546 nt
Organism: Archocentrus centrarchus (flier cichlid)
Lineage: Eukaryota; Metazoa; Chordata; Actinopteri; Cichliformes; Cichlidae
Gene: s100v2
Product: S100 calcium binding protein V2
Exons: 3
Coding region: 107-418 (103 amino acids)
Source: RefSeq, a predicted model, not a curated record
GGGCGGAGGGAGGAUCCAGGAAUGCUGCCAGCUGGUGACAGAGGCAAGACUUCACUGAACCUCAACAGCAGCGAGAAACACAGGAAGACGAGUUACCGCAGUCAACAUGGCUCAGUUUUCUGACCUGGAGAAGGCCAUCGACACACUGGUCAACCAGUUCCACUCUGCUUCAGCUGACAAAAGUCCAACGCUGAAAACUGAUGAAUUCAAAAAUCUUUUGUCCUCCCAGAUGCCCAACCUGAUGAAGGGAGUCGGCACAGACCAGGCAUUUGGUGCGAUCCUGCGGAAGAUUGGUGUACAUGACGGCGAGGGCAUCUCUUUCAAGCAAUUCUGGGGUUUAAUCCAGUCAGUAGCCACCGAGCAGUUUGGGCGCCUUAGUGGUCAGAAGGGCUCCUCGUGCAGCUGUAUUCUCCUGUGAAGAGCAGGCUCUCGGCCCAACACUUUGUAGCUGGAAAUCUAACUCAGCAGAGUAACACAUGUACAUCACUCUCAUAAAAAGUUGUCAAACAGAAUAUAUAAAGGUACAAAAUCCUUUCUGUUUCUAUCCUUUCUUGACUAAAAUGUUACAGUUUUAAAAUUCUACUGGCUUCAUUUUCACCAGAUCAAUUCAGGCUAGUUUAACUGUAAAUUCAGAUUAUUGUGCUUUUAAAGGUUCAAACCAAAAUGUCAUCCAAUUUUGAAAAAAAUACUCAAUUUCUUCAUUUGUAUGAAGUUAUUUCAUUUCUCAUACUGCACAUGUAAGAAGUGGCUAAAGCUUAUGUUAUUAGACACCACCAUCUGAUUGGUGUCUGGCUGUCCUGUCUUUGUGUUGCUUCAAGAUGCACACCCUGUUUUGUUCUUUGGCUGUUUGCUCCCAAAAAUGUCCUAGACAUCGUAUACCUAUAAAUCCUAACAAGACCUUUACUUUGCAUAGAAAAACAUGCACAGAGCUGAGAAAGCUGGUGUGUCUGAGAAAGCGCUGUUAUCAGGGGCAGAGUUAAUAACUUGCGUCUCAUAACUGUUUCUCCAGUUUGUCACGUUUUCCAUUUGUGACAGCGUUAGGUGCUUUUGAAAAGGUCAAAAUUACAACACUAAUAGGAAUAUGAAUCGUCCACUGUUACGGUAUUUUCAACUUGAUGUGUAAUUUUUUUAAUCGUCUGACCUCAUCGUUUUAAAAUGGUUCGCUCGAUGAAACUGAAUAAAGUAAAACAUAAUUUACCAUUUUAGAAAAAGGAACAAAAACAAGCCCCAUCCCUGACUUACUGAACAAGGGUCACUGCUUAUUUAAACGAGGUCAUUAGAAAUAUUCAGCAGAAAUGUGUUUAAAUAGAAUUUGUUUCCUGGUUUGCAGAGAGCUGACUCUGAGGUAAAUUGUUUCCCAGUAACAAAACAUGUGGUUUGUAUUAUUUCUAAUAGGAUAUUAUGCCUUGUAGUCCCUUUAUUCUUGAAUGCAUUGCCUCUGAUGCUGAUUUCUAUGUAUUUAUAUUUUGUAAUUCUCUGUAUUCUGACCUUUGUGACAUCAUAAGAAGUGAUUUAAGGAACAUUUUAAUAAACGAUUUUCCCAAUA